Cynoglossus semilaevis (tongue sole) is the source of this 4114-nucleotide messenger RNA. Its product is annotated as cadherin-8. The transcript is spliced from 12 exons. The record is from RefSeq and is a predicted model, not a curated record. Lineage: Eukaryota; Metazoa; Chordata; Actinopteri; Pleuronectiformes; Cynoglossidae. Gene Ontology annotation, molecular function: calcium ion binding; beta-catenin binding; cadherin binding. Gene Ontology annotation, biological process: adherens junction organization; cell-cell junction assembly; calcium-dependent cell-cell adhesion. The coding region runs from base 772 to 3168 and encodes 798 amino acids. Gene Ontology annotation, cellular component: plasma membrane; catenin complex; axon terminus.
ACCGCUGCACCGCGGUGCUGGUGCGGAGCAUCACGCAUUAAUUCACGCGCCUGUUGAACCGGCUCCUUAUCAACCCAAUCAGCGCCGUGGAGGCAGGCUCUCCUCACCACCGCGCAGCUCUCCUCCAUCUCCUCCUCACUUUUCCAGUUGGACAGCAAUCCUGUCGGAGCAGCAAACUUAACCCUCCACACUGACACCGGCACUGAAGAGCUGCAGGGAGGAUUUAAAGCCGUUUUCUCUCACUUUCAGGCUUUCGUCAGCCGAAGCCAGUGGAGUUUUUUUUUAUUUUUAUUAUUAUUAUUAUUUUUCUUCUCUCUCCUCUUCCUUGGUGUUUGUGAUAAGGAAAGGAAGGCAGAGAGAAAUGAUGCAGGAGCCAAGCACGGAGCAGAUCCUACCAGUAAGUACAUCCUGUCAGUGUGAUAUAAGAACCCUGCAGGUCUGGCUGCUGAACAGUUUUAUGAGGCGGUAAAAACGGGACGUCCCCUUUAACGGUCGCGGAGCUACAGUGUGUCUUCCCCGGCGCGUAUGCGGGAGCGGAGCCGUGGGUCUUCCUCUCAGAAUAACACCAACUGGAUGCUGUGCCGAGCGCCUCAGCUCCUCACCCAACGCUAUGGAAGGAUACGACGCCGGUGACCUUUAUCACACCAUGAAUGCAGGCUGUGCCGUCGGAGGAGGACACCACUAACCUUUUCUCCGCGCCCGAGGAUCCGUCCGUCUGCGGAGGGUCGGACACUACAACCAAAUAAACAAAACACAACCUUCAACUACAGGAUGCCAAAGUGGUCCGAGGAGAUGCCCGUGGAUCUGUGGAUGUUCUCGCUGCUGGUGUGGAUUACUUGCGUUCCCUCCGUGUCUGCCACACUUACUGUACUACAGUCCAAAAGUACACACAUGGGAGGGUCGGCGGCCCUGACCAGCGGUCUCCUCGAAGGACAGAGAUUACUGAGCCGCGCCAAGAGAGGAUGGGUCUGGAAUCAAAUGUUUGUGCUGGAAGAAUUUUCUGGACCCGAUCCGAUUCUAGUUGGCAGGCUUCACACAGACCUGGACGUGGGCAACAGAAACAUCAAGUACGUCCUGGCAGGCGAGGGAGCGGGCACAAUCUUCGCCAUCAAUGAGUUGACAGGCGACAUCCACGCCAUGAAGAGACUGGACCGUGAAGAGAAGGCUGAGUACACACUAACUGCCCAGGUCAUUAACGCCGACACAGACCAGCCUCUGGAGCCGCCAUCGGAGUUCAUCAUCAAAGUCCAGGACAUUAACGACAAUCCACCACAGUUCACUGAAGGCCCAUACCGAGUCUCUGUUCCCGAGAUGUCUCCUGUUGGUACCCCAGUGACCCGGAUCACAGCCACAGACGCUGAUGAUCCUGUUUACGGAAACAGCGCCAGACUGGUUUACAGCAUACUGGAGGGGCAGCCCUACUUUUCUAUAGACCCUAAUUCUGCUACCAUUAAAAUCGCUCUUCAUGGGAUGGAUCGAGAGAUGAGGGAGGAGUACCUGGUGGUCAUCCAGGCUAAGGAUAUGGGAGGUCACAUGGGCGGCCUGUCUGGAACCACGACGGUCACUGUCACGUUGACGGACAUUAACGACAAUCCACCAAAGUUCUCCAAAAGUUUGUACGAGUUUGUGAUUCCUGAAGACUUACCAGUGGGGAAAAUAGGCGGGAAAGUGAGGGCCAACGACAGAGACAUCGGAGAGAACGGCAAGUCGACUUAUGGCAUCAUAGAAGGAGACGACCAAGGAACGUUUGAGAUCAUCAUGGAUCCUCAGACUCAGGAGGGACUUCUCCGGCUGAAAAGGCCGCUGGACUACGAGAGCAGACGAGCCUACACCCUGAAGGUGGAGGCCACCAACAUCCGCUUUGAGCCGAACAGCGCCCCCUUCAAGGACACGGCCACGGUAAAGGUUGUGGUUGAAGAUGCCGACGAGCCCCCGGUCUUCUCCAGGCCCAGGUACAUGCUGGAGGUGAAUGAGAACGCACCCAUCAACACCGUCAUCGGCUCCGUCACUGCCAGAGACCCGGACUCCACAGGAAGCCCCGUCAGAUACUUCAUCGAUCGGCACACGGACCUGGAGAGGCAAUUCAACAUCAACGUGGACGACGGCAAGAUAACGCUGGCCAAGCCGCUGGACCGAGAGACCGACAUGUGGCACAACAUCACGGUGACCGCCACCGAAGUCCGAAACCACAGUCAGAUCUCCAGGGCCAUCGUGGCGAUCAGAGUCAUGGACGUGAAUGACAACGCCCCGGAGUUCGCCAGUGAAUACGAGGCCUUUCUGUGUGAAAAUGGAAAGCCCGGACAGGUGAUUCAGACUGUCAGUGCCGUGGACAAAGACGAGCCGGUCCAGGGCCACAGCUUUGGCUACCGCCUGGUCCCCGAGAUGCUGAACAACCCCAACUUCACCAUCAAACACAACCCCGAUAAUUCCAUCAGUGUUCUGGCCAAGCACGACAGCUUCCGACGACAGAAACAGGAACUCUACUUUCUACCAAUCAUCGUAACAGACAAUGGACACCCCCCCUUGAGCAGCACCAACACCCUGACCAUUCGAGUCUGUGGGUGCAGCAAGGACGGAGCCGUGCAGUCCUGCAACGUGGAGGCCUACGUCCUGCCUAUCGGCCUCAGUAUGGGGGCCCUGAUUGCCAUUCUGGCCUGUAUUGUCCUGCUGCUGGUUAUCGUCGUUCUCUUCGUGACACUGAGGAGGCACAAGAACGAGCCGCUGAUUGUCAAAGACGACGAGGAUGUGAGGGAGAACAUCAUUCGCUAUGAUGAUGAAGGAGGGGGUGAGGAGGACACGGAGGCGUUCGACAUCGCCACGCUGCAAAACCCCAACGGCAUCAAUGGCUACUUGCCCCGCAAGGACAUCAAGCCCGACUUACCGUUCAUGCCCAGAGCGGGGCAGCACACAGGCCCCAACGGCGUGGACGUGGAUGAAUUCAUCAACGUGCGGCUCCACGAGGCAGAUAAUGACCCUACAGCGCCACCCUAUGACUCCAUACAGAUCUAUGGAUACGAAGGAUGUGGAUCGGUGGCCGACUCCCUCAGCUCACUGGAGACUGCGUCGUCAGACUCGGACCAGAACUAUGACUAUCUAAGAGAGUGGGGCCCGCGCUUCAGAAGACUUGGGGAUCUCUACUCUGUGGGUGAGAGCGACCGUGAGACCUGACCUUUAGUUUGUUAGGUAAAAAAGACCUUUGUAAUUUUUCUGUCCACAUACUUGUGUAUUAAACGCUAGGGGGUUGCUGGCUUUUAGUAACAGGUGUUUAAAAACAACCAGUCAAAAGAAACAGGAGGUCACUGUUUUGUAUUCUUAUUAGAGUGAAGUAUAGCAGUUGUCAUUCACUACUUCAAGCGCAUUGUAAUUGUUAAGCCAAAUAGUAUUUUUUUUUUUAUCUUUAGAAGAACUAUGAUUCUCGUGGAGUGUACCUUAGAUUCUGUUGUGGAGUGUCUAGCAGUAUUUUGGGUGUUAGUCAUCGGCCGAGACUGGCAGCAGCAGAGGAUUCCGCAUUCUGCUCGUAGUUGCUUCGUGAAAGGGACGAUGACCAUGAACAUUGUUGUGUUACCAUGCUCCGCCUGCAGGGGGCAGCGAGCAGGACUACGGACACUGCGGACGGACAAAAAGAUGGAGAAAAAAGCAAUACCUACGGUCUACAUUACAAUGAUGAAUGUAUGAGUGAUCAAAAACAAAAGAAAAAAACAAAAACAAAAGACGUCAAACGGGAGCAGCGUCGGCUUCAAGGUUGAACUGAUUUUCAUUUGAUAUGUCCUCCGGUGGCCACAUUUAUACACAACCUAUCUAAAGCCCAGACAGGCUCGCUUUAUACGACUCUUUGUAUUUACAUGCUACAGGUGUGGGUUGCAAGUAUUACUAGCCUAUAAAAAAAAUACACAAAGACAAAAAAAAAGAAAAUGUAGAAACUCUGAGGCCUUCUUUUUACAGAAGCAGCAUUAAAGACAAUUGUAAUCUGUGCUUUGAAAACAGACGUGUUGAUUCUUCAUUAUUGUUCUCAGUUCUCUAUCUGUGUUCACUUCCUAAUCCUCUUUUCCUUUACUUACAAUUUAAUGUGAGUGGUGUUUGAAAUGAUUUCACAUUAAACUGAUUUGCAACCCUG